CUUCAUUCACUCAUCACUUGGAUUGACCGUCAUGGCAAGCGUUCUUAGACAGCAGCAACAGCCAGCAGGGAGUGGUGGUAACAACCGCGUGGUUGCCGUGAAUGCCACACCUCCCAAUAAUAUCCUCCAUAUUCAUGCUGAUGCCUUCUCAAAUCACGAGAAAAAAGGGUGGAAGAAGUUUCUGUCAUUUAUAGGGCCUGGUUUUCUAGUCUCUCUCGCUUACCUUGAUCCUGGAAACUUGGAAACUGAUCUCCAAGCUGGAGCUAAUCACCGAUAUGAGCUGCUGUGGGUGAUACUUAUCGGAUUGAUAUUUGCUCUUAUUAUUCAGUCAUUAGCUGCAAAUCUUGGCGUAAGCACAGGGAAACACCUUUCAGAGAUAUGCAAAGCGGAGUAUCCAAGACUCGUGAGGUACUGCUUAUGGUUACUAGCUGAGCUUGCUGUCAUAGCCGCAGACAUUCCAGAAGUGAUUGGAACGGCGUUUGCACUGAACAUACUAUUCCACAUCCCAGUAUGGGGAGGAGUUCUAGUGACUGGGUGCAGCACUCUGUUGCUUCUUGGUCUCCAGAGAUUUGGGGUAAGGAAGUUGGAAUUGCUGAUAUCAACGCUGGUAUUUGUGAUGGCAGCAUGUUUCUUUGGAGAAAUGAGUUACGUGAAACCACCAGCGUCUGGUGUCAUAAAGGGCAUGUUUAUUCCCAAACUCAGUGGUCAAGGUGCCACUGCCGACGCCAUUGCCCUUUUAGGUGCCCUUGUCAUGCCGCACAACCUCUUCCUCCACUCUGCUCUGGUGCUGUCUAGGAAAGUACCUAAUACAGUUCGUGGCAUCAAUGACGCGUGUAAAUAUUUUCUGAUAGAGAGUGGGUUCGCACUGUUUGUGGCAUUUCUGAUCAACGUUGCAGUUAUUUCUGUGUCUGGCACUGUUUGCUCAGCUUCAAAUCUUUCUUCGGCAAACACUGAUCAUUGCACCGAUCUCACCCUUAACUCUGCUUCCUUUCUUCUCAAGAAUGUGUUGGGAAGGUCUAGCUCAACGAUUUAUGCAAUAGCACUAUUAGCCUCAGGACAAAGUUCCGCUAUUACUGGAACCUAUGCAGGACAGUACAUUAUGCAGGGUUUCUUAGACUUGAAGAUGAAAAGAUGGAUUAGGAACUUGAUGACUAGGACCAUUGCCAUAGCACCAAGCCUUGUUGUCUCCAUUAUUGGUGGCUCCUCCGGCGCCGGUCGACUAAUCGUCAUCGCAUCGAUGAUACUUUCUUUUGAGCUUCCGUUUGCUUUAAUUCCACUCCUUAAGUUUAGUAGCAGCAGUACCAAGAUGGGACCUCACAAGAACUCUAUGAUAAUAAUUGUCAUCUCAUGGAUCCUAGGAUUGGGAAUCAUAGGCAUCAAUGUGUACUACCUCAUCACUGCCUUCGUGGAUUGGCUAAUUCAUAAUAGUUUGCCAAAGGUGGGAAAUGUGUUCAUUGGGAUCAUAGUGUUUCCUCUGAUGGCAAUCUAUGUCGGCUCAGUUAUAUACCUAACAUUCAGAAAAGACACUGUUCAGACAUAUAUUGAGACCAAGGAUAACACAGCAAUGCAAACCCAUGUGGAAAAGGGGUUCAUGAAUUCUAAUGGUGAGUUAGAGUUGAACCAUGGCCCUAUCAGAGAAGAUUUAGCUGAUAUCCCACUACCGGAAUAAGUGACUUGAGCUAUGUAUGUAUGAGUCAAGUGCAACACAAUUCACAACCAAUAAGAACUUCACCACUUCACACUGCUUUUUAGGCCAUUUAUGGGGAAAGAGAAUCUAAAUGUUGGAUUCUCAAAAUACAUAGUUGAAGGUUAUUGUAACAAUAAGACAUUAGAGAGCCCUCUUCCCCAUUUAUCCAUCGUGUGCAAACUAUAUGUACUUCAGUACUAAGUUACAAGUUUAUUGUUUACAUGUUAUUGCUGAACUAUACAAGAAAACUAGUUACUGGUGUGAUACUGUUGUAGUGACAAUUUCUCCUUUGAAGAUCAAGGAAAAACUGAUGUUCUUACAUUGUGUA
Messenger RNA from Arachis stenosperma, 2015 nucleotides. RefSeq names its product metal transporter Nramp7.2-like. The coding region runs from base 32 to 1669 and encodes 545 amino acids. Gene Ontology annotation, cellular component: membrane. The transcript has 13 exons. Gene Ontology annotation, molecular function: manganese ion transmembrane transporter activity; cadmium ion transmembrane transporter activity. The record is from RefSeq and is a predicted model, not a curated record. Gene Ontology annotation, biological process: metal ion transport. NCBI's taxonomy places the organism in Eukaryota, Viridiplantae, Streptophyta, Magnoliopsida, Fabales, Fabaceae.